AUGUAUACUCUGCUCGUAUCGGUCGCUGUCGUACUCGCGUCGCUCUCGGAGGGUGCUCGCGCCUACGUUGGAUCUAAAGAGAUGCUCCGCGAAGCAGGUGUGAGCGAGGCGUUGAUCUCCAAGAACAUUGGCUCUAUCAAGGUCCAAAACGACAACGUCAAAGUCAUUCCAACGGAAGGCGAGGUCGUGGAGAUCCGCAACGCGACUCUGGCAUCGCGCUUGAGCGAAGCCCUCGGGUACAGGCAGGCCGGUGGAAGCUGCAAGCACGUCGGCGGAGGGAGUGCCCUCGAGCGUCGAACCGACGGCUGCACUGGACAGGAGUGUUUUAGCGGUGCGGCGAAGGGCAAGAACUGCUUCACUGCUUCUUCGUGCACUUGUCUUAAGCAGUGUGGCCCCCACGGCAUUGGGUGCAGCUACUCAUGCUACCCCAUCGGGAGUUAA
This is a messenger RNA of Neohortaea acidophila, 441 nucleotides long. RefSeq lists its product as uncharacterized. The record is from RefSeq and is a predicted model, not a curated record. The coding region runs from base 1 to 441 and encodes 146 amino acids. The transcript is spliced from 3 exons. Lineage: Eukaryota; Fungi; Ascomycota; Dothideomycetes; Mycosphaerellales; Teratosphaeriaceae.